UGACGUCAGGAAUGCCCUGCGAUCAUACGGCUGCUACGUCCAUCUUUCUUAUACAGUUUAUGGGUCUAGUUGCUUCGUCCAUCUCUCGUAUACAGUUUAUGGUGCUCGCUAAGCACCAGUCUUGAGAACCUGGAACAUAAAGAACCGGUGUUAAUUCAGGCUCUGGCUCCAAAAUGACGGCGGCGGUGUUUUUCGGCUGCACUUUCAUCGCCUUCGGCCCUGCCAUCGCGCUGUUCCUGUUUACCAUCGCCCGGGAGCCGCUGAGGGUCAUUUUCCUGAUAGCAGGAGCGUUCUUCUGGCUGGUGUCGCUGCUGCUGUCCUCCAUGGUUUGGUUCAUCUCGGUUCAGAUCAGUAAUAAGGAAAGCGCUGCGCAGCAGAAAGGUUUGCUCAUCUUCGGUGUGGUUCUGUCCGUCCUGCUGCAGGAAACCUUCCGCUUCGCCUACUACAAGCUGCUCAAGAAAGCGAACGAAGGCCUCCUCACUCUCAGUCAGGAGGAAACCAUGCCGAUCUCCAUACGGCAGCUGGCCUACGUUUCUGGCCUCGGCUUCGGCUUCAUGAGCGGCGCGUUCUCCGUGGUAAACAUCCUGGCCGACUCUGUGGGUCCAGGAACCGUCGGGAUCCACGGAGACUCGCAGCACUACUUUCUGUCUUCAGCCUUCAUGACGAUGGCCAUCAUCCUGCUCCACAUGUUCUGGGGCGUCGUCUUCUUCGACGCCUGCGAGAAGCAGCGCUGGUGGGCCGUCGCCGCCGUCGUCAUCAGCCACCUGCUCGUGUCCUGCCUGACCUUCCAGAACCCCGAGUACGUCGCCAGCCUGGUUCCCACCUACGUCGUCUUGUUCCUGAUGGGCGUCUGGGCCUUUUAUUCUGCCGGCGGCUCCCUGAGGAACCUCAAACUCUGCCUCACCUGCAAGGACAAAGACUUCCUGCUGGCCAACCACCGGCCCAGAUAACGGAGCGGGCCCGGCCGGGGUGCAGGACUCUAUCCAAAGAUCACAGAGUUCACACAAACACACUCUGAUCUGCUGUUUGACCCGAGACAAGCCUCACCGUCUUCAGUCUAUUAAACAGAAAAGCAGAUUUUGAAGAAACAAAGGUGGGAGAUUAUUUUUGAUUCAUGUCCAGCUCAGAAUAGGCUUCUAUUCAAAUGUUCGCCUGAUCGUGUCCCCGGUUCCUGAAAGAUGAACAGAAGGUGUUUUAAGUUUGGCUCCUUCACUUACUGUAACGUUCUUCUGACAGCGUCUUGUGACAAAUCUUUCCCAGUAUGGAUUUCUGCUCAUUUAUAACAAAAGCUCUGAUACAGAAACUACAUGAUUUCAUAUUAUUUAUUGAUCCUAAGAAGAUUAUGAGCAACAAAAACUCUGGUGAUAAUCGGUUUCUUAUCUUCGUGUAGCUGCACUCCAGUGAAAACUCUCUGCUUUCGGCUUGCAGGCAGAUUAACUGACGGUUUAUUCUCACCUCUUUGUACACAGAUACGCCAAUAAUACGAACAAGUGUUUUCUCAGUGAUCUUUGAAUGUUCACUUUCUUUGUUGCCUUUUUCUACGUGUUAGUUGUUUGUGAGCGAGCGCAGGAGUCAGUGUGUUAGAGCAGCGGUCCCCAACCAAGCAAGACGAUUGUUUACGGACCGGUCGCAUCAAAAAUAAUAAGCAUUUUUUUCUAUUAAAACGAAAGCGAAUGAAAUUACUUCUUAUUGCUAAAUGUGUAUUCUUCUUUGGUCUUAGCAUCGAGUCUCUCCUUCUUUUCAAAGAAGCUCUCCAGAAAACUUUUCUUAAAAAUUCUUUUGGGCAGCGGUUAGAGUAACCGUUUAACUGACGGGAAGAUGAGCUCGUCAUUUUUCAAAAUAAAGCACCUCGCAGACUUUGCCGGAAAUUAUAUAUUCCAAAAAUAACGUUUUUAUUCUUUCUGUGCGCCCUGGUACCAAACUGGCCCGGUGGUUGGAGGCCGCUGCGUUAGAAGAUCCAUGCGAUGAAUUUCUAUAUUUUAUUUCUUUGCACCUGAUUUUAUUUGUUUCGUUGUUUGUACAGUUUGUAUAGGCUUCCAUGUUUCCUGAGGAUGGGACGGGCGUAAGUUAAAGAUGUAAACAGUUUGUGUUAGACUCUCCGCUUUGUGCUGGCACUUUAUUCCAUCGAAUUCGGCUCAUUCGCGCAGUUUCUCGUUGAAAUCGUUUGCUGUGGGAGCUGUGAUGAUUCUGGAGGAGGCCGUCUGUGGUGCUGUUGAGCUUCACUGCAGUAUAAAGUAUAAAGUUCUGUCUCUGUUGUUAAAUACACAUGCACUGCUGUCAACAGAGUGAACAAAACAGGAGAAAUCAGUUCGAUAUUUCGUUUAAACUAUGAUCACAGGAGGGCUAAACAACACUUAAUGAGUGUGCAGGGGUUCAGCUUUUUACCAGCAGAUGUGCCAAGUGGCUGUUUGUGGUCAGAUCUGUCCUCACAGUGAAUAUUUUGCAGCUUUCAAUGUUUCAACAGCAAAGCUACAAACACAUUUGUAUCGUGAUGCAGGCUACGCAAGCAAACAGUUAUUACCGAAGCAUGAACGGAAGAAAGAGUUGCCAAAAAAUGUCGUCCCCGUGUGCUCACGUUUAGCUGAAAACUAAAGGAGAUAUCAGAGUGAUGCGGGUGGACUUGAGCUUCAUGCAGCACCACAGACCACAUCGCCUCCCUCAGGUCCAGUUUUAAUAACUUUGCUUCUAUCAUUUCAAACUUUAAAUGUGUACAGUACUUUGGUUGAUGACAAAAAAAAUAAAAACUAAUAACAUUCCCAUCAGAA
Molecule: messenger RNA, 2765 nt
Organism: Stegastes partitus (bicolor damselfish)
Lineage: Eukaryota; Metazoa; Chordata; Actinopteri; Pomacentridae
Gene: aph1b
Product: APH1B gamma secretase subunit
Exons: 6
Coding region: 174-950 (258 amino acids)
Biological process (GO): positive regulation of catalytic activity; protein processing
Cellular component (GO): membrane
Source: RefSeq, a predicted model, not a curated record